Molecule: messenger RNA, 4309 nt
Organism: Oncorhynchus masou masou (cherry salmon)
Lineage: Eukaryota; Metazoa; Chordata; Actinopteri; Salmoniformes; Salmonidae
Exons: 6
Coding region: 78-1352 (424 amino acids)
Source: RefSeq, a predicted model, not a curated record
UGUGCGAACAGACCAUACCAAAGAAGAAGAUGACAGACGUGAUCCGCUAGAACGCGCCUUCGUCGCGGUUCGGGAUUAUGCAUAUCACAGUGCGAAAAGCAGCAGAUGGCCGUUUGGUUUUAUCCCAGUGCCAGAAGGACCACUUGUAUCAUUGCCCCUUCUGCAAGCCCUCAAUUUUCAAGCCCCGAGACUAUGCCGGUGUGUUGACACACAUUGAGUCGCACAGAUUGAAGGCUGUGCUGCAUAGAGAGUUCACAAUAUUCAUAUGCCAUCUGGAGUGCAGAGAAGCAAAGCAUUUCCACUGCCCAUAUUGCCCCAAGACCUAUGUAAAUAGGAGUGAUUUUACCAAACACAUUCCACAAUGUGAGUCAGUAUGUUAUCGAGCCCCAGGUUCAACGGCGAGAGCCCUAGAUGUAACCAGUGCAUCGGCGAGAGCCCCAGAUGUAACCAGUGCAUCGGCGAGAGCCCCAGAUGUAACCAGUGCAUCGGCGAGAGCCCCAGAUGUAACCAGUGCAUCGGCGAGAGCCCCAGAUGUAACCAGUGCAUCGGCGAGAGCCCCAGAUGUAACCAGUGCAUCGGCGAGAGCCCCAGAUGUAACCAGUGCAUCGGCGAGAGCCCCAGAUGUAACCAGUGCAUCGGCGUGCGGUUCAGCGUGUCCAGCUGUGAAACCUGCAGUCAAGCGGAAAAUCAAGUGUUGCAACUGCAGUUUGUGGCUUAACAAAAAAAAACUGAGGAAACAUCAACUUAGAAAACAUACAUCUGCUGAGAAGGGCAUUACAGCUCACUCCAAUCUCAAGGUUCAGUGCCUUGACCAGGACAAUUGGGUGUUUGCAGAGGAUGAACACAUCUACCCUGUCUCUCCUUCUUCUGUGCUAAUUCGGGAAAUGCUUACCAAGCAAGAGAUGAUACUGGAACAACAGACACUCAUCCUACGACUCUUACAAACAGCACAGCAGAAUGGAGCAGAAUAUGCGAUCGAAGGAGGCCUUCUGCCAUUGAAGGAUCAACAAAGUCUCCAGAGGCUGGAAAUCGAUCUUCAGGGGGCUGACUUCAAACUUAAACUGAUUAACCACUUGAGCCUCGUUGGGGGAUGCGAUGUGAAGGAUGUCGUGUGGCGUUUAAUGAGGCACACAAUUUCCAAUGCGCUGGCAAAAAACAUGAAUAGGAAAAUCUCUCUUGGAUCUCUUCGACUGAGAGAGGUUUUGAUUGCUGUUGUCCGGAAGAAUCCGUUAACAUCUAAAGCAUCCGAGAGCGAUGUGGAGUCUGUCAUGAAAAAGUGGUUGCAGCUGGCAGCAUAUCGGGAAGGAGGGAGAAGGAGACGAGGCAGGAGUGUGGUGGCACCUGUGCCGUGAUGGAUUUGUGGAGAGGGGUGUAUUUAAGUGAUAAUGCCCAAAAAGCCGUGGUUUGGAGGACAUAUUGGCAUUCGUCUCGGGCCAGCAAACCGUGCCGAUAUGUCAUCCAAACCCUAGCUUUGAGGGCAUUAUCGCUUUAAUACAAUGGUUACCAACCUAUGAAAAUAUGUAAAUCAUUAUUUUAAUUCAUGAAUUUAUUCAUAUAAUUUCCAUCCUUUCUCGAGAUACAGUCCCACACACAAAUCUAGGGUCGCUUGUUGUUCAUUCUAUUGGCAUCGUUGCCAACCAAACCGGUCGUUAGUUCUAUACGUUCAAUGCCAAGCUAGCUUAGCUAUCUAAGCUAAAGGGCUAUACUAGACAAAAUUUGAUUUGAAUCAAUUUGUUAUCCUCGCACCUUAGCUAGCUAGUUGUAUGUUACUAUGAAAACCAGACCUACUUGCCGCCUGUCUUGUUUGGACAGUUUCAAUGAUUUGGUGGAGAUCGCAAUUCAAAAUUUAAUCAAAUCAAAAUUGUAUUUGUCACAUGCACCGGAAAUGCUUACUUACAAGCCUUAAACCAACAAUGCCAUUUUAAGAAAAAGAGAUGUAAAAGAAACAAGUAAUUAAAGAGCAGCAGUAAAAUAACAAUAGCGAAGCUAUAUACACAGGGGGUACUGGUACAGAGUCUAUGUGCGUGGGCACCAGUUAGUCAAGAUAAGAGGUAAUAUGUACAUGUAGCUAGAGUUAAAGUGAUCAUGCAUAGAUAAUGAAACCGAGUAGCAGUAGUGUAAAGGGGGGGGGGGCAGUGCAAAUUGUCUGGGUAGCCAUUUGAUUAGCUGUUCAGGAGUCUUAUGGCUUAAGGAUUGGCCCCCUUUUUCAAUAUUUGCCUAAAAUGUCAUACUCAAAUCUAACUGCCUGUAGCUCAGGCCCUGAAGCAAGGAUAUGCAUUUUAUUAAUACUAUUUUGAAAGGAAACACUUUGAAGUUUGGAAAUGUGAAAGGAAUGUAGGAGAAUGUAACACAUUAGAUCUGGUAAAAGAUAAUACAAAGAAAAAUUGUACCAUCUUUGAAAUGCAAGUGAAAGGCCAUACUGUAUUAUUCCAGCCCAGGCGCAACUUACAUUUUGGCCACUAGAUGGCAUCAGUGUAUAUGCACAGUUUUAGACUGAUCCAAUGAACCAUUGCAUUUAUGUGAAAAUGUUUCUAUCAGGACUGCCCAAAUGUGCCUAAUUGGUUUAUUAAUAACUUAAUGUUCAAAACUGUACACUCUCCUCAAACAAUAGCAUGGUAUUCUUUCACUGUAAUAGCUACUGUAAAUUGAACAGUGCAGUUAGGUUAAGAAGAAUUUAAGCCUUUUGCUUAUCAUAUAUGUCUGUCCUAGGAAAUGUUCCUGUUACUUACAACCUCAUGCUAAUCGCAUUAGCCUACGUUAGAAGCCGUCCCCCAGGGGGUCCACCGAUACUGAAGAAGUAGUUUAAGAAGCCUUUUGGAUACCUAGACAUGGUGCUCCGGUACCUCUUGCUGUGCGGGAGCAGAGAGAACAGUCUUUGACCAUUUUUAGGGCCUUCUGACACUGCCUUGUAUAGAGGUCCUGGAUGGCAGGAAGCUCGGAGUACAGGAGGGGACUGAGCAAGCACUCCCAUGGGCCCCCUGUGUUGAGGAUCAGCAUGGCGAAUGUUGUUACCCACCCUUACCACCUAGUGGCGGCCCAUCAGGAAGUCCAGGAUCCAGUUGCAGAGGGAGGUGUUUAGGCGCAGGGUCCUUAGCUUAGUAAUGAGCUUUGAGGGCACUAUGGUGUUGAACGCUGAGCUGUAGUGAAUGAACAGCAUUCUCACAUGGGUAUUCCUUUUGUCCAGGUGGGAAAGGGCAGUGUGGAGUGCAAUAGAAAUUGCAUCAUCUUUGGAUUUGUUGGGGAGGUAUGCAAAUUGGAGUGGGUCUAGGGUUUCUGGGAUAAUGUUAUUUAUGUGAGCCAUGACCAGCCUUUCAAAGCAUUUCAUGGUGACAGAAGUGAGUGCUACGGGUCGGAAGUCAUUUAGGCAGGUUACCUUAGUGUUCUUGGGCACAGGGACUAUGGUGGUCUGCUUGAAAUAUGUAGGCAUUACAGACUCAGUCAGGGUUGAAAAUGUCAGUGAAGACACUUGCCAGUUGGUCAGCGCAUGCUUGCAGUACACCUUGUAAAUCUGUCUGGCCCUGCGGCCUUGUGAAUGUUGACCUGUUUAUAGGUCUUACUCACAUCUGCUACGGAGAGUGUGAUCGCACAAUUGUCAGGGACAGCUGAUGCUCUCAUGCAUUUUUCAGUGUUCCUUGCAUAGAAGUCAUUUAACUUGUCUGGUAGGCUCGUGUCACUGGGCAGCUCUCGGCUGUGCUUCCCUUUUGUAGUCUGUAAUAGUUUGCAAGCCCUUCGAUGAGCUCUCGAGCCGGUGUAGUAGGAUUCAAUCUUAGUCCUGUAUUGACGCUUGGCCUGUUUAAUGGUUUGUCGGAGGGCAUAGCGGGAUUUCUUAUAAGCUUCCGGGUUAGAGUCCCGCUCUUUGAAAGCGGCAUCUCUACCCUUUAGCUCAGUGAGGAUGUCUGUAACCCCUGGCUUCUGGUUGGGGUAUGUACGUGCAGUCACUGUGGGGACGACAUCAUCGAUGCACUUGAAGCCAGUGACUGAUGUUGUGUACUCCUCAAUGCCAUUGGAAGAAUACCGAACAUAUUCCAGUCUGCUAGCAAAACAGUCCUGUAGCUUAGCAUCUGCAUCAUCUGACCACUUUUUUUAUUGACCGAGUCACUGGUGCUUCCUGCUUUAAUUUAUGCUUGUAAGCAGGAAUCAGGAGGAUUGAUUUAUGGUCAGAUUUGUCAAACGGAGGGCGAGGGAGAGCUUUGUACGCAUCUCUCUGUGAAGUUUAGGUAGAGUUUCUCCCCCCCCCUCUGGUUUAACAUGCAGGUAUAAAUUGGGUAAAAUGGAUUUGUAUCCUGCAUUAAAGUCCCCAGCCACUCUG